Messenger RNA from Rosa chinensis, 870 nucleotides. RefSeq lists its product as uncharacterized. The record is from RefSeq and is a predicted model, not a curated record. The coding region runs from base 70 to 648 and encodes 192 amino acids. NCBI's taxonomy places the organism in Eukaryota, Viridiplantae, Streptophyta, Magnoliopsida, Rosales, Rosaceae. The transcript is spliced from 7 exons.
GGAACGAGUUGGCGUCUGUCCCUUGUACCGAGAGAACAGACCGGACAACUAAGAGAGAUCUUGUUAGGGAUGAAGAAGCUGGCCAGAACAUUCAGAAAGUCUGAGGACGAUGACCUCUCUCUUCCUACUCGGGACGACCCGGCUCCCAUGGACUCCCAAGAACAAGAGGAAUUGGUUCGAUCCUUCGAAAGGAACCAAGCUCAACAAAGUCGUUUCUGGAGGGUUUUUUUUGCAUCACUUCUCUUCUGCUUCGCUGCGUUUCUUAUGUACUCAAUCUUUCAGCAGGUUUCGUAUCCAUGGGAACUGCGUUAUCAUGCUUACUUCAUGGAGGAGGUGCACUCAUGGAUAAUUAUAUCUGCAGAUUGGCUAGCUGUGGUAGCAUGUUCAUCAGCAAUAAUAGGAUUAGUUCAUGAUUCAAAGCAUCACCGGCGAUGGAUUUGGUACUCAUUCCUUACUGGCAUUGUACUCGCAGUUUUCUGGCUGUAUUACAUGUUCCGAUUGCCAAGAUUCCGCUGGGAUGUAAUCUGGCUGCCGUUUGGACCUAUAAGUGGAGCUGGACUCUGUCUCUAUGUGGAUCAUCUGCUAAUGGAGUCAUCAGAAGAGAUAAGAAAACUUCGAGGCUAUAUGUAUUCUUACAAAGCCAGAUGAACAUCGUUUUGGUUAUCUUUGACAUUCAUACGGGGUAGAUAGCACAUAGACAUGUAGUAGACUUUGAUUUUGGAUCUGGUGCAGGAAAUAGAAGCAAAGAUGGACGUGCUAUCACUACGGAGGGAAAUGGUCACCCUUCCAUUGAACCUCUGUAGUUGCUCUGCACUUGGCAUGUAGUAUGUAACAGAUAGCAAAUCUCAAUUUAAAUGCUUUCUCUGCUCA